Molecule: messenger RNA, 2029 nt
Organism: Vigna angularis (adzuki bean)
Lineage: Eukaryota; Viridiplantae; Streptophyta; Magnoliopsida; Fabales; Fabaceae
Exons: 10
Coding region: 75-1823 (582 amino acids)
Biological process (GO): proteolysis
Molecular function (GO): cysteine-type peptidase activity
Source: RefSeq, a predicted model, not a curated record
UUCCCAUUUGUGUUUUUGAGGUGGUUGAAUCGGUGGUUGUGGAGGUUUCGGGUGGCUGUGCAGGAUAUAGUGAUAUGGACAGAGAAGUUAAUGAAGCUGGUAAAGUUAGAGUUAGGCACCGAGUACAAACCCAACCUAUAGUUGAAUUAAAUGCUUCCCUGUCAUCCUUUCAUAAGGAAAGAAUAAAGUCGACACCUUUUAAAUUUUUAGUCGAUUUGGUGGACAAUAUCGUUAUUUCUAGCCCCAUUCUUGUAGAAUUAAUUAGUAGGUGGGAUGUCGUACAUAAGGCUUUUAGGAUCAGAGAGAAUUUAGUCCCUUUUACAGUUGAGGAUGUGUGUUUUUUUUUAGGUUUGUCAAAUUGUGGUCAAACUUGUAAUCUAGAAAAUGAUGUCGGUGGCAUUGUUAAUAACUUUUUUAGGGAUGAGGACAUAACAAGUUUGACUAUAAUGGAAAAGUUGAGGGAUAAGAAAUUUAAAACAAAAAAAAAUGUUGACAAUUAUUGUAGGUUGUAUAUAUUGUUAACAUUUGGAAUAUUUUAUUUUCCUAGGAAUAGUAAUGUGAUAAACAGUGUCCCUUUUAGUAAAUUAGAUAACAUUGAUGAACUAAAUAUAUACAACUGGGGUGAUGCUGUAUAUAGUUUGAUAAAAAGUAGUUUGAAUCGGGCAGCGGAUAAAUACAACCGCAAAACAUACCAUGAUGCUAUACACAUAGCUGGUUGUGCAGCAGUAUUACAGUUAUGGGUUUUGGAACACAUAAGUUUGUAUGAUAUUGGAGGUAGGAGUAUUUAUCCUCGAAUUCUUCAUUGGAUUGUAAUUAAAGAUAAAAGGAGAAAAAUAAUAUCAACUUUUGAACGUACUGAGAUUUUAUGGGAUUUCCAUUUGAGUGAAGAACAAUUUCAGAAUGAGGAAAUCAAGGAAUCACUUGGUUCUAUUGGGGAGACUAAUAGUAAGUCCUACAAUGACAACUUUGACUUUGCUAGAGUUGUCGAAGAGCAAAGGCUCUUGAGGACAAGGGUUGAUAACCAUGCAGAACGCCUUUUGGAGUUACAAAGAAGAAUAAGACGGUUGGAAGAAGAAGUUUUGAAUGAGAUGCCAUCUUUUAAUGAUGGUAUGGAAGGGCCUUCGACAGAUGACAAAGCAAGAGAUUUGGCUAUUGUCAAUUUUUUGGAUGGGGGUGUGGAGGGACCCUCCACAAAUGAGAACAUUGUUUUUUCAAAUGUUUACAGAACUUGCACUUCGGGCCUUUGUAAUGAUGGUGCUGAAGUACUUUUGGAAGUGUCAAACAACAUGUUGACCAUAGCAGACUUCAAAUGCUUACGACCACGUGGAAAAAUUGAUAACAUGGUUAUGUUGUCUGCCACUGGGAUGAUUGUGUAUAAUCAAUUGCAAAUAUCUGGAACGAUUAAACGGUGUUGUUUGAAUCCAUUUUUUGCGACAAUGGUUAUGGAGAGAAUGAAGAUUCCCAAAAAAAAGCGAGAAGCAUUGCCAACAACAGAUUAUCAUCAUUUCUUCCAACCUCAAUCAUUUCCAUUAAAUGUGUUGUUAACAUCUGAAUUUUUAUUUGUGCCCACCGUUGGUGAUGACCAUUGGUGGUGCUAUGCUGUAAACUGUCAAUCAAGAGAAAUGUUUAUUUUGGAUUCUCUUGGUCACAAAAGGCGGCGUAGAAAAAGUAUUGACAAGGCUAUGGUUGCCACUUUGCAACAAUUAUUCAAUAUGAUUGACAUAGACUCAAACUGUAAGGAGCAGGAAUUGAAAGUGAUUGAAGAAGAUUUGCCUGUGCAACCAAAUACGUUAGUGAACUUGCUGGUGUUGACAAUUUAUUGAGUUGUGUCAUAUGAUCACUUUAUAAUAUUUGUUUAAUUUGUAGGUAUGAUUGUGGUAUAUUGGUCAUCAAGUAUAUUGAGUUAUGGGAUCAUACACCUAAAUGUGGGAUGGGAUCCUUUAGGCAUUGAUUAAGGCAUGAAGUAGGACAACAUUAGCAACUUCAUUACAUUGAAGUAGGGGAACAAUUAAUGUACAUUUUCAAUAGA